Messenger RNA from Pelobates cultripes (western spadefoot toad), 513 nucleotides. The record is from the annotation of a GenBank genome assembly. NCBI's taxonomy places the organism in Eukaryota, Metazoa, Chordata, Amphibia, Anura, Pelobatidae.
AUGGCCUGUGCUACGCCAGACAUAGAUCCCAAGGUAGCACCAUUCCUGGGUAAAACUGGCUGGAAAGCAGAGAAGGGACUUGAUUAUUCCCUAUGCCAUUGCCAGGAUAAAGUACUGGAUACACUAGGCCCUAGUGCCAAAAUCUUUGUGCCUGUCGAAACAGCCUUAACUGAGGGGACACCGUUAGAUUUGUUAGCCAUUAGAGGCUGGGCACAGAGAUCCAUUUGUCUCAUCGGCAACACUAAUGCCACGCUAGUCACCAAGCGGCGCAAAACCAUCCUUAUGAAAAUAGAGCCCAAGCUCGUAAACAUGGCCCUCACCGAACCGGGACCACAAGCCAAAGGUCUCCUAUUGGGGGACAAUUUUGUUAAGGAGUUAAGCACUUACGUAAGCACGUUUACAGACCUAGACAAGGCACAGACAAACAUAAAGAGAGUGUUCUCUCCCAGAGUUUUUGGUGGGGCCGGCAGACACCGGGGCCAUCUGCCCGGCCGUUCAUCCAGCGGUUCAUAA